Molecule: messenger RNA, 4983 nt
Organism: Microbotryum saponariae
Lineage: Eukaryota; Fungi; Basidiomycota; Microbotryomycetes; Microbotryales; Microbotryaceae
Source: the annotation of a GenBank genome assembly
AUGGGCGGCCUCUUUCUCUCGGACGACUCGGAUGACGAGCCCUCUCGCUCUCGACCGUCGCCGUCGCCCACCACUACCGAUCGCGCGAUCGACCUGGACGAGCAGGAGGAACUGGACGACGACCAAGCCGCACGACCUUCCAAGCGCACCCGUCUGAGCGUCGGACCAGAGCAAGCCAAUGGAUCAUCCGUCUUGCCCAAGCUCACCACACCUCGAGCUGCGACGUCCGAAGCGUCGAGGGAGAGGAGCAUCCUUGUCGUCGACGAUUCGUCGCCCGAGAAGCCACGCACAACCUUGUUCAGGCCUGAGCUCAACGAUGACGACGACAGCGACCUCGAUGAUGGCUUGCACCAGGAAGGAUCCACAUCGAAGCCUCAACAAAGGAAAGCGCAGCCCAUACGCGAGUGGAAGUCCAACUACUUUGGAGGUCAGUGCUCGCCUGCUCGUCAGCUCCUCUCAGCCUUGGCUCGACUCAGCUCAACUCUGACACUGACUCCGUCCCCCUCUUUCCACCUUGCAGAACUCAUGGUUUCGGGUUAUGCCCUCUUUUCGUCAUCGAGCUUCAACAAGCUCGCUCAGGGCGACACCGUCUCGAUCCAGCGCGACAAGCCCAAACCCAUCCCUGAGCGCAAGAAGGGCAAGGUCAAGGAAGACACCGUUGUUAGGUGGGUACAUCUUGCCCGUCCUCUCCCCCUCGAACAACUUUUCCUCAUCCCAUUUCGCCUACACAGAUUCAGUAACUCGAGAGGAGUAGAGAUUGGUCGCAUUUCCGAGAACGAUGCCACGUGGAUGAGCAAGUGAGCCCAAGCUGCUCGAUCACUCACUGUUGAUGCCGGCAAGGUUGCUGAUGAUGCAUCCUUCUCAGGUUGUUGGAUCUGGAUAUUAUUGCAUUUGAGGGCGUUGCCACGAUGGUCGACCGCAAAUUCAAGUCAGGUCAGCUCGGGGGUGAAAAUCAUAUCAAGCGACCCGCUUUCUGCCCCUUACUUACUCUCAGCCCCUGCAUAACGUCCCGCAGGCGACACGAUCUACCUCACACUCACCCCAUACAUCCUUCGCUCGGCAUUCACUGCACCUAGCCAAACCAUCAAUCCGGUUACGAGCGACUCAAAGGGUGGUCAGACCUUUCACCAGGAUCUGAAAGAAACGACGACCGAACGAAGCCUACGCCAGAGAAAGUUGGCCCUUAACAAGCUAUUCGACAAGAUCGAUCUGCAGCCAUUCGUGAGGGCGCAGACGGGAAGUCGGAAGGGCAAAGGCAAAGCUGGCGGUGUCAGUAGCUCGCCAAGUAAGAGAGCCAUGCUUGAGAAGUAUGAUGCUAAAUGUACGGGCAAGGACACCGGUGAUGAAGACGGGGAGGAGAUGUCGACGGUUCGUUCUGAGUGCCACAUUUUCACUAAGAGUUGGACGGGCCGGCUGAUCUCGGCCCUUUGCGAUCUGCAGAGUGCUAUUGCUGCUGUUUACAAGAAGGCGACCAAGAACGAUGCCAACCUGCCCGAGAUGGACCCUGCACCUACUUUCAAGCUCGAGUUGCGCGGUUAUCAGAAGCAAGCGCUCAAGUGGAUGUCGAGCAUGGAGCGAGGUGAAGAGGACGCCAGGGAGGAAUUGUCAAUGCAUCCACUGUGGGAAAAGUAAGCUCCAUUAGUGUUAGUGUCCGUUGCAGAGAGCUGUGCUCACUGACGCGCUCCGCGUCGUGUGGCAGGUACCAUUUCCCCGAGCCGGGGCAAUAUUCGACUAGCGAGCCCGAGUCGUUCUACUACAAUCCCUUUUCCGGAGAGCUCUCGCUCGAAUUCCCAAAGGCUACCAAUGGCUGUCGCGGUGGUAUUCUGGCAGAUGAGAUGGGAUUGGGUGAGCUUGUCUUCUCCUGCCGUCGCCCCUGAAUCUCUGCUGAGUUACCAGACAUAUGUAUCCAGGCAAAACGAUUAUGAUUGCAUCACUUAUUCAUACGAGCAAGCCAUUCGAGAAUGAUCCCGAAGCCGCUGAUGAUGAGGACUUGACGUCUGAACACUCGGAAGAAGACGUGGUUCCCCUUCGACGACUUGGCGCGACUCAAAGUCGCCUCGGUGCCGGUGGACAUUUGACGACGGCCCAUGCCCAAGCUCGCCAGAAGGGCAAGCGUCGACCGAGGGCUACGUUGGUGGUGGCGCCCAUGACUUUGCUGAAUCAAUGGGUCCGCGAGCUGGAGAAGUGCUCUCGCGAUGGCAUGCAAGUACUGCAGUAUUAUGGGAACAGUCGAUCAAUGUUGCAGGAGCAGAUCGAUGCCGGUGUUGAAGUCGUCGUGACAAGGUGAGCGUAGCUAGGCAUUGAUGUUCAAAUAAGUAGUCGUACUGAUGGUAGCUAUCCGGUAUAGUUAUGGAACUCUCGUUUCUGACUUUAAGAUGAGUGGGCUCGAUGAAGGCAAAAAGGCGAAUAAGUCUGGCGCAUCGACCUCUAAGGGGGAGGACAAGAAAGCGAAGCCAUCAGAACGGAGGGGUCUUUUCGCUGUCGAUUGGUUCCGCAUUGGUGAGUUUUACUUAUCACAAUAGCCGUGGUCUGUUUUUUGCGUGCCAUCUGACCCUCGUCGCAUCGCGUUGCUGCAGUUCUGGACGAGGCGCACCUGAUCAAGAGACGCGACACCCAGAACGCGAAGGCCGUUCAUGCGCUAAAGGCCGAGAGACGCUGGUGCUUGACUGGAACGCCCGUCGUCAAGUGAGUGUAUAGCCAAGCUCAUCUUCGCUCGAAACAUUUAGCUGAGGUAUUGCAUGUGACCCUCUCGUAGCCGCCUCGAGGAUCUGUACUCGCUCCUGCACUUCCUUCGAUUGGAGCCCUGGGGUAAUUUCUCCUUUUUCAGGGUAAGUCAAUGCUCGACUAGUGACCGCGACUCUCGUUGCUCGACGUCUGAAGCUGAUCAUCUCUUGGCCGCGUAGACUUUCAUCACCGUGCCCUUCGAGCAAAAAGACUCGAGAGCACUCGAAGUGAUUCAGGUCGUGCUCGAGUCAAUUUUGCUCCGACGCGAAAAGAAGAUGAAGGACCGCAAUGGGAACCCGAUCGUCAGCCUGCCCCAGAAACACAUCGACGUCCAAUACCUCGAUUUCAGCCCCGACGAGCGCGAGAUCUACGAUCGCUUGUACAAGAGUGCGAAACGCAAGUUCUUGAUUUAUGAGGGACAAGGAGCGGUCUUGCAGUGGGUUCCUCGUCCCGCUUCUACGCGCCAAGGGCAUCAUGCUGACUCCAGGCUCUCGGACCCGCACCGGUCAUCAGAAAUGUGACCGCGAUCUUCUCAAUCCUCAUGCGACUACGACAAGCGGUCCUGCACCCAUCGCUCGUGCUCAAACGACUCGAAGCGAAUCUGCGCGAAAAGGGGGACGUGGACGAGCGCGCGAUCCAACAACGCAUCAUCAAGUACCUCGGCUCGUCGAGUCUCGCCGAUACCAUGCUCGACGAGGCGAUGAACGGUGUACUCGAGGCGGACGCAGAGGAGGAGGAGGGGGACACCGCUUGUAUGGUCUGCGGAGACUUGAUCGAGCAACCGGUGUGGUUGCCGGAUUGCGGUCAUUCGGGAUGUCGCGCUUGCUUGAUGCAACAUUUCUACAACUGCGAAGAGAAAGGUGAAGAGGUGAGUAUGGAUCGCGUAGGACUGCGUAGGGAGGCAAACUUGACUGACGGAGCCCGUUCCGGACCUUGGUGACUCAUAGCCACGCUGCCCAGAGUGCCUUUCAGGCCCUUUCUCGGAACUGCAGAUCGCAGCGAUCGAGAGGGGCAAGAAGCCGCCACCGUCAGAGUCGAUCGAUCCUGCGCAGAAGGUGGACAAGGCGUCAACGAAGUACAAGUUGUCCAGUCCGGCUCCCGACUCGUCUCAGACCGUCAUCACCAUUCUCGACAGCUCCGACGAGGAAGCUGGCGGAGCGACCACUCCAUCCUCCGCGGUUUCUUCUGUCAAGGGGAAGAGUGAGCGGAAAGGGAAAGGGAGGGAGCGGGUCAAGCCCAAGCGAAUCGCUGUACGCGGUUACGAGGAUCCGAGCGACUCGGAGGACGAACUGAAUGGUGGGACGACGUCAACGAGCGAAGCGAUGCUGACAAGUGACAAAGAGGAUGAGCAUGCGUUGGGCGGCCAGAGUAUGCCGGCGGACGGGCUUAAGCCGAAGUCAGAUUUAGGCCUCGGAGCUGACGACGACUUCAAGAGCUCGACGAAACUCGAGGCGCUUGUAGUGUCGCUCAACGCUGCAAGGGAGAAGGAUCCUCAGCUCAAGGCCGUGGUAUUCAGUCAAGUGAGUCGGACGGAGACUUAGCAGCUUACGCGAAGAUGCGGGUGCUGAUGGUGCUUCUGGGCAACAGUUCACCGGCUUCCUUGACCUUAUCGAGCGUGUCAUGGCACGUGGUGGCUUUACGUUAGUCAAGAAUUACCAACGGGGGCUGUCAGGCUGUCACAAGAUGUGUCCAAGCUCUGACUCACACCCGCUUUGAACUCUACUUGUGCUUCGCAGCUAUCUCCGACUUGAUGGGGCAAUGUCACAGCAAGCUCGUGAGAAGGCAGUCCACAAAUUUACAACCACGACCAAGUCGUGCAUCCUGCUCGCUUCCCUCAAGGCCGGUGGAGUUGGCUUGAACCUGAUUGCGGCGACCCAUGUGUAUCUGAUGGACUGUUGGUGGAACGCUGCGAUUGAGGUAAGACUGGAUGGAUCCGUGCGACCUUUCAUCGGACGCAGCAGCUGACCCCUCCCACACCUGAAUAGUCGCAAGCCGUGGAUCGAAUUCAUCGCUUUGGUCAAACUCGAGAGUAAGUCGCUAUUCUGAAGCACGAUCUCGGUAAGGGUUGAGCUAAUUGUCCAUGCGCUUCAUUUCAGGGUAUACGUCACCCGCUUCCUGAUCAACAAAUCAAUCGACGACAAGAUGAUUGCUCUGCAAGAGCGCAAGACCCGAAUGGUUGAUAAUGCACUUGGAGGAAAGGCGAACAAGACGAGCAAAGCAUUGGCCGAGGACUUUGCUGCUAUUUUUGCAGACGACUGA